GGUGCUUCUCCAGUCUCCUCAUUCUCAAUGGGUUGUGAUCAUGAGCCCUUGGGCUUCAGGACGAAAAGGCGCUGUCGAACCCGAUCCAAAGGAAACCCGAUGAGCAAACUCGAUGAUGACGAUCUCCUCCUAGAAAUCUUGAUUCGCCUUCCGGACCCUGGAACUGCAUUGCGCUGCAAACCCGUCUGCAAGCGGUGGAGUUCCCUCAUCUCCAGUCCCUACUUCAACCGCCGCUUCAUCUCUCACCACCAGAGCAAGAACGCAGAAGGACCUCCUGGUGAGCCAUCAUCGCUCUUGAGCUUUAUCCCUCUGCCUAAUGAAGAAAUUAGAAGGCGUUCAAUUAUUUUUGACUGCUUCAAGGACUUGUUGCUAUGCGGGUUUACGGAGCGUGGGGACUAUAAUGGAGAACUUGCCAGAUUGUACUUGGUGUGCAAUUGGUUUACGAAGCAGUGGAUCGCUCUUCCUUUGGCCCCCGAAAGGACAGAAAGCCCUUUGGGAUUUGUUGCAAGGUUAGUUUGUGAACCGUGUAGAAAUUCUAAUCAUACUCUUGAACUAGGAGAUGGCCAAGUAUUUGUUUAUUCUGCCGAGUAUCGGUUCCGCGUGGUGUAUGCAUAUCAAGAGAUGAGGGCUGCAGUUACAAAACUUGAUGUAUUUUGUUCUGAGUCUGGGAAAUGGACGAAGGAGGCUCUUGUUCUCGAUGGCUAUGGGAAAAAUUUGCGGCAAAAUAUGAUUUCGCUCAAUGGUAAGUUGUGGUGGUCCUACUUAAAACAAGGCGAAACUGGUAUCGUUGCGGUUAAUCCCUUCUGCCCUCAUAUAACUCCCAUCAUUAAUAAUGCUUCUGGAGUUCUAGUGGCGUCUAGUAAGUGUAAUAUUGCGGUUUCACAAGGCGCUUUGUACAUAUUAGUACUCGAAGAGAAUGAAAUUUCCCCAGAUGGUGGUGCUUCGAGGAAUGCAUUGAAUGUUUGGAGUCUGGAAAAAGACGGCUAUAUAUUCCUCACUUCAUGGUGCUCCAUAUCCAGCCGAAGGUCUCAUACUGGCCUACUCCAAUUCCAAGGUACGAGGAAUUGCAAGGCAUAUAUGAUGGAAGCUACAACUGUUUGGUUCAGAGCAGGGAAGCAACAAUUGUCGCACAAGAAUGCGAACCAGUUGACAAAGUUAAGCAACCUGGUCAUCGGAGAAGGGGCAACAGAUCAACAUCACACCAUCGGCGUCCUGUGAAGAUGCAGAAAGAAGUGAAAGGUGCAUGUUCUAAACGCAGAGUCGCCACUAGGAGGAAAAUGAAUUAAAGGAAAGUUGUGAUCAUCCCUAAGGUCCACAUUGUUGCGACUUAUCUAGCAUUUGCCAACAAGCGUCCACAUAUCUUCACAGAGCUACAUAGGUACGAUCCUGAGGCGUUCUCUAUGAUGGGCGAAGAUGACAACAUGGUUGGAGCAGUCCCAUACAUAUUUUUUGCUAGGUUGGGUGCCUCGGGGAGCCAUUGGAGCCAUCAGCAGAUAAAGACCAUAGGGAGCCAUAUGUGGAAGAACUUUGAGCUGGAGAUGGUUGCAGAUAAAGGCCACAUGGAGCCAUCUGCGGAAGAACUUUGAGCAAGAGCUGGUUUCUCCUUUUCGGGAAUUUGUAAUUGAUUAGGCGAGAUGGGAGCAAGGCCCUUGUUGAUGGGUUAUUCAAGCAGUUUUCUGUAUUGCCCUGUUUCUUAGAUUUGACCUUUCAAAAUUAAGGUUAGUUGAGUGGGAUGUUUUAAUCUUACAUGAUAUCAACCCGCACCAUCUGAGUUAACUUUAUACGAGGAUUCUUUCUUAAUUCAAAUUCCAGUAAUAUUUAGUUAUGUUUGUAUAUAUUUUGUUGUAUGAAUGAUAUAGGUUUAAUUUUUUGUGAUUAGGU
Molecule: messenger RNA, 1881 nt
Organism: Linum tenue
Lineage: Eukaryota; Viridiplantae; Streptophyta; Magnoliopsida; Malpighiales; Linaceae
Source: the annotation of a GenBank genome assembly